GAGAAGGGGCGGGUCACUUUUUAGACCCGGGAACGUGGCUAUUGGCGGAGCGUGGAGAGGCGGGGUGUAGUGCGCAAGUCAAGCGACAAAACGCAGGGCGCGCAGGCGGGGUUCGUCGGGCGGAGAGAUGGCCGACGAGAUCAGUAAAGCGCAGGUGGCCCGGCCCGGCGGAGAUACCAUAUUCGGGAAAAUCAUCCGCAAAGAGAUCCCGGCCAAGAUAAUCUUCGAGGAUGAUCGGUGCCUUGCGUUCCAUGAUGUUUCUCCACAAGCUCCAACCCAUUUCCUAGUGAUUCCCAAAAAGCCUGUUGCUCAGAUAUCUCAAGUGGAAGAUUCUGAUGAAGCUCUACUUGGUCAUUUAAUGAUUGUGGGUAAGAAAUGUGCUGCUGAAUUGGGCCUGACCAAAGGAUACCGAGUGGUGGUGAAUGAAGGGCCAGACGGUGGUCAGUCUGUCUACCAUUUACACCUGCAUGUCCUUGGUGGUCGUCAGAUGGGUUGGCCUCCUGGUUAAGAUUUAAUUGGAUAAGAUAGUUGUGCUCAGUCCAUAUCUUAAAUAUAGUCAACAAAUGUUUGAAAUAUUCAACUACUAUCAUUAAGUUCCUCUGCUUAAUUUGUCUUGUGGAACAUGCAACUUGUGCAGGUGUUAUUCAAUAAAGACACAAGUAUGUUGGA
This is a messenger RNA of Gekko japonicus, 669 nucleotides long. RefSeq names its product histidine triad nucleotide binding protein 1 (gene HINT1). The transcript has 3 exons. Gene Ontology annotation, biological process: purine ribonucleotide catabolic process. Gene Ontology annotation, cellular component: nucleus; cytoplasm. Bases 128 to 508 code for a protein of 126 amino acids. Gene Ontology annotation, molecular function: hydrolase activity. The record is from RefSeq and is a predicted model, not a curated record. Lineage: Eukaryota; Metazoa; Chordata; Lepidosauria; Squamata; Gekkonidae.